Molecule: messenger RNA, 1323 nt
Organism: Camelina sativa (false flax)
Lineage: Eukaryota; Viridiplantae; Streptophyta; Magnoliopsida; Brassicales; Brassicaceae
Product: putative F-box protein At1g77650
Molecular function (GO): protein binding
Source: RefSeq, a predicted model, not a curated record
UAAGCUCGGAGGAUUUGGAUUUGUUUCCAUAUUGUGUCGAAAACAAGAUACCCUAGGGUUUAGUGGUGUAGUAUAGUCAUUUUUAUUUUAUAUGUGGAUAAAAAAUUGUGGGAAACCCUAGACGAUAUAUCGUGGCUGUACGCCACGAACAAUCCCUUCUAGAAAAAGGGUUCCAUGGCUUCCUCGUCGCUACCUUUUGAUCUAGUAGAAGACAUCAUCUCUAGGGUUCCAAUCGAAUCCCUGAUACGUUUCAAAAGGACCAGCAAACAAUGGUACGCUCUCUGCAACGACAAGAGAUUCAUCUACAAGCACUUGGGUCUCUCGAAGAAAAGGUUGAUGCGGAUUUAUCUUGAUAAGGUUGAAAUCAUCAAUCCGGCGACCCUAGAUCUCUUAUGUCUACCAGUUCCAGCCGAGUUUAGUUCUGUUGCUCAAUCUUUUCUCAUGUAUGUCAUUCACUGCAAUGGAUUAUUGCUAUGCCGAUGGUACAACGGAAGAGGACCAAGGUACGGCGACGUUGCAGUUUGGAAUCCGGUUUUGGGCCAAGUCAAAUUUGUUGAAUCCAGUUCUCACCAACUAACUGAUAUAUACGGUUUUGGAUACGACAAGAACAACCGUGACAGCUACAAGAUUUUGAGAAUUAGUCGGUGGUAUUUGGAAGCUGGGGAAUUUGAGAUAUAUGACUUCAAGUCUAAACUCUGGAGAGUCUUUUCUGCUACUUUGGACUGGUCUAUGCCUUACCCCUAUCUAAAUGUGUCUUUGAAUGGAAAUAUGUAUUGGAUUGCUGAAACUAAGGGUAAUAGGAAUCCGAAAAGGUUCAUUCAGGGCUUCGAUUUUUCCAAGGAGACAUUCAAGCGCAUAUCUUGGUUUCCCUUUGAGGUGAGGCAAAGUGGUAUCGGACGUGCGAUUAUUGAUACAGUAGCCAUCUCAGGUUUUAGAGGAGAUAGGCUUUCUUUGUUUCGUCAACGCUUUGGAGACGAAACAAGGGAGAUGGAGGUGUGGGUCACAAACAAAGUGACUGAUGGGGUUGUCUUAUGGAGUAAGUAUUUUAAUGUGGCUCGCCCUGAUCUCCCCAUCUUAAACCCCCAUUUCUUCGAAUACGCACACAUAAAUGUACCGUCAUUCUUUACCGACAAGACCGAUUCUAUCGUGUUAUGGUGCGAUAAAGUUGUGGGAGAGGAUUAUGCUUGUACCAGCUUUUACGAAAUUGGCCAGGGUGGGAUCAAAAUACAAGUGACGGGACAACCCUUUAGAGGUAAAGGUGAACGUAACCCUUGUCUUUCCAACUUUGUUUACGUUCCAAGUCUGGUUCCCGUUCCAGAAUAA